Molecule: messenger RNA, 726 nt
Organism: Cynara cardunculus var. scolymus (artichoke)
Lineage: Eukaryota; Viridiplantae; Streptophyta; Magnoliopsida; Asterales; Asteraceae
Product: probable E3 ubiquitin-protein ligase RNF217
Exons: 2
Coding region: 1-726 (241 amino acids)
Biological process (GO): protein polyubiquitination; ubiquitin-dependent protein catabolic process; positive regulation of proteasomal ubiquitin-dependent protein catabolic process
Cellular component (GO): cytoplasm; ubiquitin ligase complex
Molecular function (GO): ubiquitin protein ligase activity; ubiquitin conjugating enzyme binding; zinc ion binding
Source: RefSeq, a predicted model, not a curated record
AUGGGGAAUCGUAAUAAAAAACCCCAACCAAAUUCAGAUAACCCUAAACAGGAUGAAGAAGAAGAAGCAUUCACCUGCAAGAUUUGCAUGGAACCAGUAACACUCCCCAACAACAAAUUCAAGAACAGCAACAAAUGCAUCCACCCCUUUUGCACCGAAUGCGUGAUGAAAUACAUCCAAGUAAAGCUCAAUGACAACGUAUCAGACAUCAAAUGCCCGGAUAUAACCUGCAAUCACUCUCUGGAACCCUUAUCAUGCCGACCCAAAAUUGCACACCAACUGUUCGACAAAUGGUGCGAUUUGUUAUGCGAAUCCGCAGUGCUAAAGAUUGACAGGGUUUACUGCACUAACCAAGAAUGUUCGGCAUUGAUUUUAAACGAGUGUGGUAAUCGUAAUCUGAAGAGAUGUGUGUGCCCUGAUUGCAGUAAACCAUUUUGUUUCCGAUGCAAGGUCCCAUGGCACGAUGCGCAUAGGUGCAAGGAGAGUUGGGUAACGAGGUAUCUAAACGACAUCUCUUUUAGCAUCAUCUCGAUGUGGAAUGGAUGGAUGAGGUGCCCUAGUUGCAGGCACUGUAUCGAGCGCGUUCGUGGGUGCAACACUGUUCGUUGCAGAUGUGGAACUAAAUUUUGCUACACGUGUGGAAGCUCGAGAAGAUACCACUAUUCCUGUGAAAAUCACAUUGCUACAUUCUUCAGGAGGCUGUUUUUUGAAUUUCGUUGGUUUUAG